This is a messenger RNA of Anopheles gambiae (African malaria mosquito), 4110 nucleotides long. It is a transcript of the gene Nadsyn, whose product is annotated as glutamine-dependent NAD(+) synthetase. Gene Ontology annotation, molecular function: glutaminase activity; NAD+ synthase (glutamine-hydrolyzing) activity; ATP binding. Gene Ontology annotation, cellular component: cytoplasm. Lineage: Eukaryota; Metazoa; Arthropoda; Insecta; Diptera; Culicidae. The coding region runs from base 149 to 2698 and encodes 849 amino acids. The transcript has 3 exons. The record is from RefSeq and is a predicted model, not a curated record. Gene Ontology annotation, biological process: NAD+ biosynthetic process.
AGGCAACGACAAAACCGCGUUAGAAGUAAAUAGAGACCACCCCGAAAAAUCGCGGUCCGUGUGUGUGUGUUUGUGUGUGUGUGUGUCGUUUACAUAAUAAAUCUCGGUCGCCCCAAGGUCUCACUCAGGUCCGUGUGGCGCGUCCGAAAUGGAGCACCAGGGAGACAGCAGCAGCAGUCGCGCCAACGCGCAGCACUCCAAGAAGGCACGCCGCACGAUGGGACACACGGUGCAGGUGGCUGUCGCCACCCUCAACCAGUGGGCGAUGGACUUUGAGGGCAACGUCGAGCGCAUCCUGCUAUCGAUCAGGCUGGCCGCCGCGAAUGGCGCCACCUACCGUACGGGGCCGGAACUGGAGGUUAGCGGGUACAGCUGCGAGGACCACUUCCACGAGCCGGACACGUACCUGCACUGCUGGGAGGCGCUGGUCGAGAUCAUACAGUCGCCCUGCUGCCCGCCCGGCAUGCUGAUCGACGUGGGCAUGCCGGUGCAGCACCGGAACGUUGCGUACAACUGUCGCGUCGCGUUCCACAACGGGCGCGUCGUGCUGAUCCGGCCGAAGAUGACGAUGUGCGACGAUGGCAACUAUCGCGAGACGCGCUGGUUCUCGCCGUGGACGAAGGAGCGCCAGACGGAGGAGUACCAGCUGCCGCGGUUCGCCGCGCAGGCGCUGGGACAGGAGACGGUACCGAUCGGCGAUGCGGUGAUCGCGACGCUCGACACCUGCCUCGGGUACGAGAUCUGCGAGGAGCUGUGGAACCCGCGCAGCAAGCACAUCGACAUGUCGCUCGCCGGCGUCGAGAUCAUCGUGAACGGCUCGGGCAGCUACAUGCAGCUGCGGAAGGCGCACAUCACGGCGGAUCUGAUACGGAACGCGAGCUACAAGGCGGGCGGCGCCUACCUGUUCAGCAACAUGCGCGGCUGCGACGGGCAGCGGGUGUACUUUAACGGCUGCUCGGCGAUCGCGCUGAACGGGUCGAUCAUUGCCCGCGGCCGGCAGUUCGCGCUGAGCGAGGUGGAGGUGACGGUGGGCUCGUUCGAUCUGCACGACAUCCGGGCGUACCGCGGGGCGCUGCGCUCCCGCAGCUCGGUCGCCGCCUCGGCCCCGGCCUACCCGCGCAUCCAGCUGCCGCUCGAGCUGGCCGCCUCGGACCGGGACCAUCCGGGGACGCCGGCGAGCAGCCCGCUCGGCGAGUGGGUGUACCACCGGCCGGAGGAGGAGAUUGCGCUCGGGCCGGCCUGCUGGCUGUGGGACUAUCUGCGCCGGUCCGGGCAGGGCGGCUUCUUUCUGCCGCUCAGCGGCGGCGUCGACUCGAGCAGCACCGCCAUCAUCGUGCACUCGAUGUGCCGGCUGGUGGUGGAAGCGAUCGGGCAGGGCGACCGGCAGGUGCGGGACGACUGCCGCAAGAUACUGGCCGAUCCGGAGUACGUGCCGGCGAGCGCGGCCGAGCUGUGCGGCCGGCUGCUCUUCACCUGCUACAUGGGCACGGAGAACUCGAGCCGCGAGACGCGCCAGCGGGCGGCCGCGCUGGCGGCGCAGAUCGGCAGCUCCCACCAGGACAUUGGCAUCGACGGGGCGGUCAGCGCGCUGCUCGGCAUCUUCCAGCUGGCGACGGGCAUGCGGCCCCGCUUCCGGGCGGCCGGCGGCUGCCCCCGCCAGAACCUGGCCCUGCAGAACAUCCAGGCCCGGACGCGCAUGGUGCUGGCGUACCUGUUCGCGCAGCUGAUGCUGUGGGUGAGACAGCGGCCGGGCGGUCUGCUCGUGCUCGGGUCGGCCAACGUGGACGAGGCGCUGCGGGGGUACAUGACCAAGUACGAUUGCUCGUCGGCGGACGUCAACCCGAUCGGCGGCAUCUCCAAGAUGGAUCUGCGCCGCUUCCUCGCCUACGCGCAGGUCGAGUACGGGCUGCCGAUCGUGGCGGAGAUAGUGGCGGCCCCGCCGACCGCCGAGCUGGAGCCGCUGGUCGACGGUGCGAUCGCCCAGACGGACGAGGAGGACAUGGGGCUGACCUACCAGGAGCUGAGCGAGUUCGGCCGGCUGCGCAAGCAAGCGUUCUGCGGCCCGUUCAGCAUGUUCUGCAAGCUGGCGGCGGCGGCCGUUGCCGACGGCAACCGCAACCCGCGGGAGGUGGCCGACCGGGUGAAGCACUUCUUCCGCUGCUACGCGAUCAACCGGCACAAGAUGACGGUGCUGACGCCGUCGUACCACGCGGAGUCGUACAGCCCGGACGACAACCGGUUCGAUCACCGGCCGUUCCUGUACCGGGCGAACUGGACCUGGCAGUUCCGGGCGAUCGAUGCCGAGCUGGAGCUGCUCGCCAAGCACCAGGCCCGGCUGGAGGAGGAGCGGGCGAAGGACGGCGCGGCGGCGGGCGGAGCAGUGGCGCCCAACGGGGCAGGCAGCAGCAGCAGCAGCGAGCCAGCGUUCUUCUCCGCCGGUGGCAAUGGGGGGAACAAUGGUGGCGGUGGCCACAUGACCACGGCGACGAGCGCGUACCAGCUCGUGCGGCAAUCCAGUGGCCUCUAUCUGGCCGGUGUUGGUGGUGGUGGUGGUGGCGGUGGGGUCGGCACGGGCGGUGCCGACGGUCCCGGCCAGCUCACCGUCGGUCUGACCAAGUCGCACAGCAGCGGCGGCUACAGCCGGAUGCAUUCCAGCGUGCUGGGCAAGAUCAAGGACCGUACCGGUGUGCCUGUGUAAAAAGGGAAGGGAGGCGAGAAGGAGGAGGAAAUGCUGCUACACCCACGCCAAAUCACAUCCAACCGACAGAACAAACGCCGCCCCCUUCCAUCUCUUACCAAGGGUGCCUCUCCAGUGUAACAAUAAUGACGACGAGCGCGGGUGUGCGAUGGGGCGAGGGGCGCUAUUUUCUUCUGCAUUAGAUGCUAACGCGUGUAGUUCCUAUUGGUGGAUUGAGGUAAAAGAACAUAAUACAUUUAAAAAACAUACACACACACGGUGUGGUCAAAGUAGAGAAGCGCGCGCACACCUUCUUAGCUGUAGUGUGGAGUUGUCUCGUCCGGGUUGCCUUCAAGUCCGGUGCUAGUGAGAUAGAGAAAAAGCGAGAGAAAGUAAGAAAAAGAGAGAGAGAGAGAGAGAGAGAGAGAGAGAGAGAGAGAGAGAGAGAGAGAGAGAGAGAUCUCACGGGGACACUAAGAGAGAACGAGUGAAAACGAGUGAGAUAGGAGAACGCACACAUAUCCUUAAGGAGGUUCUGUGGAAAGCAGGAAAGGAAGAAGUAACACACACACACACACACACACACACACACACACACACACACACACACACACACACACACACACACAGAUGAAGUCCAUCCGGAGCGCUCUACUACCAAGCAAACCAGUUUUCCAGAGCACUGGCGUAGUUUGCGCUUUUCGAGACGGAAAGAUUCUUAUCGAACAGUAACCCAAUACACACACACAUGCAGAAAAGGAAAGCAUAAUAACGGCAUUAGUUUGGUGUGCGGUAGAGCAUUAGCCACCACUUCCAGCCGCUCUGAAAAGGGAACGGACGUGUUCGUCACAGUAGCUCGUCGCCACAUUCGCGUUGUUUCGUCGUAACCUCACCGCGCCUAGCUUUUACGCAGUAGGUGCCAAAGCAGCAAUUUGCCUGGCAGAUAGUACACAGCUAGCUUACUUUUAAAUAACGCGUGCUCAACACUAAACCAAAACAAACAUUCACCUUACGCAUUAGCGCUAGAUCGGCACCUCCUGUGCGCCUGUUCGUAGGCAAUCCGCGCUGUGUGCGCUUGCCGCACGGCAGGCGUUUGCAAGCACCGGCCCGAAGCAAACACGGAGCGCGGAGUGCGCGUUGCAUACGCUGCAGGCGCUCCCAGCAAAGCGGGACCUAGUGGCACGUGUUGCUGUUGUUUUUAUCUUUUUUUUUUUUUGUUUAUAAUUUUUAUAUAGAGACGAUAGGUUAGGAACGCACGCACGGGAAUUGUCGGGAGCUGUUUAUUCGAAAACCGGCGCUGUGGUGUAGUAGCUCAGGUAGUGGUACCGUGCAACCGCGAACCAAGCGUUCCGAGACAGAGAGGGAAAGCACGACAAAAAAAUAAAAAAAUAAAAUAAAAAUAAAACCUCAUACUCCUCAAGUACGGCAAGUUA